CAGGAAGAGGGAAAUAAAGAGCCCCUCCAUGCCUCUGUCUGCUUUCUUUCCCCCCCCCCACCUCCUCCUCCUGCCUCCUCUACUUCACUGCAAAAUGUGAUAGAUAAAAGAUUCUCCCCUCCUUCCAUUGGCUCGCUUCUCGUGAUUGGCAAGCAGCUAAGGCCCGCCUCGCCGGUCUCUUUACAUGGAUCAGUCUGCUGUGUGUGCCUGAGCAUCAGAGAGUGGAGUGGAAACAGGAAGAGGAGGAGAGGGGAAGAAAGGAGACAGAGGAGAGAGGAUCGGGUGAGACAAGGUGGCGAGGAGUGAAAGAGAGGAAAAAGGGGAAGCAGAAGGGGCGUGUGUGGACCAAAGAGAACAAAGGCAAAAAAAACAAAAACAAAACAAAAGAAAAGAAAAAAGGAGCGGAGGAUGAGCAUUUCUAUUUAAAGGGAUCCGAGACUGCACGGGUCUGCUGUCUUGCUAUUCCUGACUGGCAGCAUCAUCGUAUUUAGACCAGAGUCUGUCCCCCCCGCCUUUUCUCUCAGUACUCAUUGCAAGGCUGUUCUUUGCUCUCAGGUGUGAAGUGGAGGGCCUCCCAAACACAGACCAAGACUGGCUGCAUGUAUCACCCAGCAGAGCUGUACUCUGGCCGUAACACAUGGGACUCCUAUCCAGCUGGAGGACCUAACAGAGGACAAUGGGCUCCUGUAAACAGUCGCCCCUAUGGCCAUGCACAAAGAUGCCAAGAAGGCCGCAAUCAAUCACACCAUCCACCAUCAAGUCGUCUUUAUAAUAGAGGGGAGAGAACAGUCAACCACAUCCAGGACAAAAGCAUCUCUAAGGGGCACAGACAGCCUCUUCGUCUUUGGGAUGGUAAAGACCGACCGUUUGAGGCCCAGAACUGGCAUCACAACUCCGCACGCUCAUUCCACAACCGCGCUGGCACCAAUAACGGUUAUCUAACAGGUCCAGGAGACCGCUACGCAGACUGGGACAACAAUGUCAGCAACUCUGUGCACGGGGGUCCUCGCCUUCACCGCAACAACAGAGAACUGCAGUCCCUGCCGGAGAGAUGGGCUCCCUCAGACUGCCGUAGGAGCUUUCCAGGCAGAAUGAUAAACAACAGACCAGGACCCUGGAAACGGCCAGUCCUCCAUCAGCGGCGAGAUCAACUCCACAGUCCACCUCCACAGCACCCUUUAUCCCCUAGGGAAGAGUGUCCGGCCAAGAGAAGAAGGGACUCUGCUCCUGAUCAGUCAUCUCAUCCUGGAUCAAGGCAUUUUCCUUUAGUUGCCCAUGCCCCUUCACCACCUCGCCACCACCGCUGCAACCAAGAUGACUGGAAGCCCCUUAAUGACAGGGGGGGUCCUUGCCACCACUCUGACCACAGGACCUCAGCAACACAGCAACAGGAAACCUCUAAACUGCGAGCUGGAGGACAUGGCUUCAGUAACGGUAAUCUAGCAGCUCUAAGUCAGAAUUGUGGCAGCAGACCACCGCAUCAUGGAAACAGAGGGAAGGUCGACCGGAAAAUCUCGUCUUCACCAGCAGACCACACCCGUGUGCCUUACAGCCACCAGAACCAUCAUUACCACUAUCAGCGGCACACAGGCCACCCCAGAGCCCUACAGCACAACCCAUCGCUACACCCUCUUGAGGAGAAAGACUCGCGGAGCUAUCACCACAAACAAAGCACAGAACCUCAGCGCACUCAUCAAAGGGGCAUUUCAAGGGAUCCAGCCCUCACCAAGUCUUCUGGUGCAGACACUCCUCCCUAUCCAUCCCUCCUCUGCAGUACUAAAGAUGGAGGUUCUACUGCCAGCAGUCCUCGUGCUCCUUCCAGUCCCUCUUCAUACGCAGCGACCAAUGGCAGAAAAGACCCAUCAAUCAUUCGUCAGUGUAGUCCCGGCCUCAGUGGACAGCAGAAACUCCAGGAAAGCCCUACUCACACCCAGAGACCUAGCCUGACAUCUACCACAUCUCUAAAAUCCAGGUUUUCGGACAGCAAAUACAGAAAGGCCCCACAACCCCUCGGCUCACGCCAGUCCCCCCACAGCAGGUCAAGAGUAAACAACGCCGAGAAGGAGUUGGAAGAACACAAAAAACCCGAUAAGGUGGUAAAAAAGGAGAGAAAGGGUGAAGUUCAAAAGACAAACAGAAAGGGUGAAGACCGAAAAAGGCGGAAGAAAAAAGAGGAAAAACGGUUGGCCGAGAGAAAAAAGAAAAAGGAUAGAGCGGCAAAGAAGGAGAGAAAGUUAGGCUUGAAAAGUAAAGUCACAGAAAAAGAAAUGUUUACUUCCAUCUCCACUUCCAACUCCUCAGGAGAGGCCAAAGUGAGCAAAAUGGAGACUGCGACUCUGUCCCCAGAAAAUCAAGGCCAGUCACCACCCAAACAUAAGCACAGGGUGAGGAGUGACCGAGCAGAGAGGACACACAGGCCGUCCACAAACACUCUUCAUCCCAGGUGCACUUCACCACAGCCAUACUCAAAAUCUGAUAAUCACAAAAUGCCCAAGAAGAACAGCGCUCCAAAACGUCCCGUCAAGGAACAGGUACUACAGUCUCUUCCCAGGAACACCCGUCCGAACCAGACCAGCAAGAAACCCUCCAAAGUCUCAUCGCAAUCGGAAGACGGACCAAAAGCAAAGUCAGACGAUACACUCCCAUCUCUUUUAUUUAAAGCCUUAGCACCUCUCACUACAGCUUGUUCUAUUAGCUUAGAGCAUCCCAUCCAUUGCAAAGAAGGUGGGCAGGGCGGUGUACUCAACGCCCCAGACCUACAGCCUGUGGCCGUGAUGGGAAAUUUGCAGGAGCUUGGAGACAACCUUGCGAAUACUCCGCCUGUUCUCAGCUGGCAGGGCUCUCCAGUAUCGGCUCUGGGAGAAGAUGAGGAGGAGCUAGAAAAGGGGGUGAUAAGUAGACCUGUCCUCCAGCCCAGCCCUACCCAGUGCUUUUCUCCUCCACCUGUUGACAGUGAGAGCGUUGAUGAUCUGAAUAAGGAGCCUUGUGAAGCUCCACCAUCUAAUUAUUCCCACAAUGUCACGUCUGACCUCUGUGAUCUACCGGUAAUGGAACAAGAUGCUGAGGAAGAAAAGGAAGAAGAAGAGGACAGCACUGGGGAAACUUCUGGCUCUCUUCUCAAUGAGCUUCGCCACCAUAAAACAGGUUUGGAUGAUGUCUUCAAGAGCCUGGCCACCUUUCUCGGAGGCCAGAGGGCCACAUGUCGAGGGGGUCCAUUCGGGGGUCCUCCUGCUGGCACCACCAGAGGAGUGAAAUACUCCUCUUCUCUAGAAUUGGGGCCAGAGAUUCACGAACAUCAGGAUUUCUCCCACAAAUCAGAUCCGCCAGCAUCUUCCAAACCUGAUAAUCAAUCACCAACUCACACUACCUCAGACACACUCUUGAAAUCCCACAGUCCAACACAUCUGAAGGAACCUGUCUCGGACUCCCCGGUGCAAAAGAAGCAGGAAGAAAUUGAGAGUGAUAUAAAAGAGAAACGAGAGGGUAAGGAUGCAGAGAUCCUCCCAGAGAGGAGCGAGUCAUCGCUCCUGGAGAGGUCACUGAGUGCAGAGCUGAGCUUGACCACCACACACACAGCCUCCAUCACCAGCCUCAUUACUGUCUCUGCCAUGGAAAAGCGAGGAAACAGCAAAGAGAGGCAACACGUGGGUGCAGAGAGAAAAAGAAAACAGAAGACUAAGGAUGGAGGAAGAGAAGGGGAGAUCAAGAUUAAGAUAAAGGCAGAAGAAAGCAGUGUCAGCUGUUCUAAAAACAAAGCAAAUGAAAUAAGCGGUUUGGAAGAAAGGGAUGUUUCAUCUUCAGUGCUUGUCAUCUCUAGAAACUCACCCAGACCUCUCAAAGAUGGUACGAAGGGCCAGAUUCCUCAGGAAAAUCAAACCCCGAAUGGCAAAGGCAUCCAGAGAGAAAAAAUGGACACUCAGAACGCCGAGGGGAAAAUGUUAACGGCGAAGAAAGAAAGUGUCGUUGAGUUAGAAAAUCUGAUAUCCUCAGCAGCUGGAAACACAAAUACCAAGACUUCGAGCUCAGCGUCAACCAUAACAAUCAACACAUCCAAAUUAUCUGCGUCCACACCAGCAAGUAAACCUCCCUGCUCAUCUCCAGUUGACCCACUGAAACUGAAAGCAUUGUCCAUGGGUUUGUCUAAGGAGCUAAAGAUCCUCUUGAUUAAAGUGGAGAGCGCCGGAAGACAAACAUUCAACAUCUCCGAGGUCGAGGGGCAAAGAAUCCCGCUUUCCAAGAUUGGCAUCAGUAACACGGCCACUGAAGUGAUCAGAGCUUGCAAGGGGAUAAGCGUGAAAGGGAAAUUCAAGGAGUCGUUCCUGCUUCCUGCCUUUUCUGUUAAACCUCGCGUUUCCAUUGACAUCCCCAUUCCUCGAGAGAAACUCAACCCUCCUACACCAAGCAUUUAUUUGGAGAGCAAGAGGGACGCCUUCUCUCCAGUCCUGCUCCAGUUCUGCACUGAUCCCAAAAAUGCCGUCACUGUCAUCAGAGGCCUUGCUGGCUCUCUCCGCCUUAACCUUGGUCUGUUCUCCACCAAAUCUCUGGUGGAGGCCAAUGCGGAGCAUGCGGUGGAAGUGAGGACUCAGGUUCAGCAACCCGCUGAUGAGAACUGGGAUCCCAGUGGUGCGGCGCAGACGUGGCCGUGCGAAAGCAGCCGCUCACACACGACUAUUGCCAAAUACGCCCAGUACCAGGCCUCCAGCUUCCAGGAGAGCCUACAGGAGGAGAAGGAGAGUGAGAAUGAAGAGGAAGGAGAGCAGGACGAGUCCUCUGAAGCAUCAGCCACAACAAAAGCUGGUCUGACACUAGCCGACAGUAAAGCCGCUGCCAUCUUCAGCAAAGCGCAAUCUGUUAAUGCCACCGGCGCACCCAGCUCAGAGCAGAAAACAGCGGGGAAGAUCAUUAAAUUCGGGACCAAUAUUGAUCUCUCUGACCCUAAAAGGUGGAAGCCCCAGCUGCAGGAGCUGCUGAAGCUGCCAGCUUUCAUGCGCGUGGAAUCCAGCAACAACAUGCUCAGUCACGUCGGUCACACCAUCCUGGGCAUGAACACAGUCCAGCUUUACAUGAAGGUGCCAGGCAGCCGAACGCCAGGUCAUCAAGAGAACAACAAUUUCUGCUCGGUCAACAUCAAUAUCGGGCCCGGUGACUGUGAGUGGUUUGCUGUCCAUGAGCACUACUGGGAGUCUAUCAAUAAGUUCUGCGAGAAGCAUGGAGUGGACUACCUUACAGGGUCCUGGUGGCCGGUUCUGGAAGACCUCUACAGCUCCAACAUUCCUGUGUACCGUUUCAUUCAGAGACCUGGAGACCUGGUGUGGAUCAAUGCGGGGACUGUACACUGGGUCCAGGCGGUGGGCUGGUGCAACAACAUCGCCUGGAACGUGGGACCACUCAACUCGUACCAGUAUCAACUCGCCCUGGAGCGCUUCGAGUGGAACGAGGUGAAGAAGGUUAAGUCGAUCGUCCCCAUGAUCCACGUUUCCUGGAAUGUGGCUCGCACCAUCAAGAUCAGCGACCAGGAUACCUUCAAGAUGAUCAAGCACUGCCUGAUGCAGUCCAUCAAGCACAUCCAGAUUCUGAGAGACCAGCUGGUGGCUGCAGGGAAGAAGAUCUGUUACCAGAGUCGUGUGAAGGACGAGCCAGCCUACUACUGCAACGAGUGUGACGUGGAGGUGUUUGACCUGCUGUUUGUGACCAGCGAGAACAGCAGCAAGAAGAGCUACGUGGUGCACUGUGAGGACUGCGCCCGUGCUAAGAGCCCAGGGCUGGCAGGUGUAGUGGUGCUGGAACAGUAUCGGAUAGAGGAGCUGAUGAAAACCUACGACAGCUUCGUGCUGGCUUCAUCACCCUUUUCAAAAUGAGGACUCCUCGCUGGUGUCUUUCAGCCAUAACCAAAACUCUAAUGGCAGCACAAAUGUUGUCUUCAAAGGCAAUCUAUUCCUGAAAAACAGUCUCUGAAUCAGCCAAUCACGUUUACUCAGUAUUGUUUACAUCACACAAUAAAGGUAUGGAUACUCAGCCAAUCCAACUAUAGCUCACUGUCUUCCCCAUACCAGCUGCUGAUUGGACGUGUGUUUUGAAAUAGAAUGACUAGACUGGUACUUCUCAUGAAAAGCAUUUCAGAAAAAAAAAAAAAAAAUGUGAGCACUGCUAGCACUGAAAAUCAGGUUUAUAUGUUCAACGGACACUGCUGUGAUUCAAAAGCGUCAAGUAGCCGGUUCUGUGUAUUGAUUCAGGUACUUUUAUGCAAAUUCAGUAGAACUUUUUUACACCAAUCUAGUUAUUCUAUAUGUCCAUGAAUUUGCUGUGAUUCUGUUGUACCAGCAGGGGAAUGGCUUCACAGGAGAAGUAGCUGAUUGUCACAUUUGGCAUCAUAUUGGUUCCUGUUUUUGUUUGGUAUUCAGGUAAACUCUGACAUUUGUAAUUCCUGUCUGUACACUCUUGGAGGUGCUAUUCCAAUCUUAUUUAUUCUCGUUAGAUACUUAAAAAAGUUUUACCAGCCUAGAAGUACACCACAUUGGCCUUGCGAACUGUAUUUAGAGGAGAGGUAAUUAGAGGAUUAAACACCCACAAAUGAGGUUUUAUGUAAGUAUUAAAAAAAAAUAAAAAAUUAAACAAAAACUUUUAUCAGUUUCUCUAAAAUACGGGUUUACUAGAGGACUAAUAUGGUUUCAUUCUUAGUUGGAAAUCAAGUAUGUAGAUGGAAAAAUUCAUUUUUUUUCUGUUUUCCAGCUAAGUCCAGCUAAAUAGUCUUUGCUGUGGUUUCUUUGAUACACCCAGAAAAACAGACACAGUGUCGUUUUUAUUUUUGGAAUGGGAAAACAAGUCCCAGUUUUAUACCUCUUUUGUUGCUAUGUUCUUGUUUCUAGAUGACAGAGAAAAAUAAAUAAUUGUAAAUUGUGAAUGAAUUUAUGGGAUACACAGUGGUGUGCACAGACAGGCUACAGAGAGCGGGGCGGGGAGGGGGGGUCGCCAUUGAUGUUUGUGUUAAUGAAGUGUCCGUUACAGUCUGAAAAAAGUCCAAAGAGACACACAAUCAUAAUCUUCUAAUGCAAAAAGCCACUGAUGAGGCAACGAAAGGCCAAACAGACGAGCAGACUGAAUGGCACCUCAUUGUUUUUACUGUGCCCCAAACAUCUGUCCUGAUGAGGCUCAGCUCCGUGCACUGCCACAGGGUUUAGUGUAUUGUGUUUCCAGUUUAACAUGAAGAGCACAUGAAUUGAGACACAGCAAGUCAUCUUUUUUUUCCAAGUCUCUCCAAGAUUUUUGUUGAGGCUGCAUUUUCCAACCUUUGCCUUUUUAAAGGUCCAGUGUGUAAUAUUUAAGGGGAUGUUUUGGCAGAACUAUGUUUCCAUCAGUCUAUAUUAACCUAAAAAUGAAAAAUUAUGUUUUUUUAUUACAAUAGAAGAGAGGGAGGGAGGAAGAAGGUUAGGGUUAGUUUGUUUAGCCACCGUAAUUCCUCCUUCACACUUGAAACGGAGGGUGAGGCGAGUGGUCUUAAGUUGUUUGCAAUCUGCGACUUCACCACUAGAUGCCACUAAAUCCUACACACUGCACCUUUUUUAAAUGUAGUUAUAAUUCAAAGGUGACAAAAUGUAUACAGUUUCAGUAGAGCGUGACCGAUACAAGAUACUGUAUCUGAUACUGAUAUUAUUUUACAAUACAUCGGCCAAUGGUUAUUUGUUUUGAAUAAAGACAAUAUACAACUACAAUUUUGACCAAGAUGCAUACAUUAAAACCUUGUUUGGCUUUUCCAUACUACAAUU
Molecule: messenger RNA, 7763 nt
Organism: Larimichthys crocea (large yellow croaker)
Lineage: Eukaryota; Metazoa; Chordata; Actinopteri; Sciaenidae
Exons: 22
Coding region: 600-5858 (1752 amino acids)
Biological process (GO): heart development; regulation of gene expression
Cellular component (GO): MLL3/4 complex
Molecular function (GO): histone H3K27me2/H3K27me3 demethylase activity; chromatin DNA binding; RNA polymerase II cis-regulatory region sequence-specific DNA binding
Source: RefSeq, a predicted model, not a curated record